This is a messenger RNA of Grammomys surdaster, 2379 nucleotides long. Its product is annotated as kinesin-like protein KIF11. Gene Ontology annotation, molecular function: microtubule binding; plus-end-directed microtubule motor activity; ATP binding. Gene Ontology annotation, cellular component: spindle microtubule; nucleus. Gene Ontology annotation, biological process: microtubule-based movement; mitotic spindle assembly. NCBI's taxonomy places the organism in Eukaryota, Metazoa, Chordata, Mammalia, Rodentia, Muridae. The record is from RefSeq and is a predicted model, not a curated record.
AUGGCGUCUCAGCUGAGUUCUUCGAAGGAGAAAGAGGAAAAGGCCAAGGACAUUCAGGUGGUGGCGAGAUGCAGACCAUUUAAUUUGGCAGAGCGGAAAGCUAAUGCCCACUCAGUGGUAGAAUGUGAUCAUGCACUGAAAGAAGUUAGUGUUCAAACUGCAGGAUUGACUGACAAGACCUCAAGGAAAACAUACACGUUUGAUAUGGUGUUUGAAGCAUCUACAAAACAAAUUGAUGUUUACCGAUGCGUUGUUUGUCCAAUUCUAGAUGAAGAUAUUAUGGGCUAUAAUUGCACCAUCUUCGCAUAUGGCCAGACUGGCACUGGAAAAACGUUUACAAUGGAAGGUGAAAGGUCACCUAAUGAAGUACAUACCUGGGAGGAAGAUCCUUUGGCUGGUAUAAUUCCAUGCACUCUUCAUCAAAUUUUUGAGAAACUUACCGAUAAUGGCACUGAGUUUUCAGUUAAAGUGUCCCUAUUGGAAAUCUAUAAUGAGGAGCUUUUUGAUCUUCUUAGUCCGUCUUCUGAUGUUUCUGAAAGACUGCAGAUGCUUGAUGAUCCCCGGAACAAGAGAGGAGUGAUAAUCAAAGGCUUAGAGGAAAUCACAGUACACAACAAAGAUGAAGUCUACCAAAUCUUAGAGAAGGGGGCAGCAAAAAGGACAACUGCGGCAACCUUGAUGAAUGCUUACUCUAGUUGUUCACACUCAGUUUUUUCUGUUAUGAUACACAUGAAAGAAAUAACAAUUGAUGGAGAAGAGCUUGUUAAAAUUGGAAAGUUGAAUUUGGUUGAUCUUGCAGGAAGUGAAAAUAUUGGGCAUUCUUGAGCUGUUGACAAGUGGAUCCAGGAAGCUGGAAAUAUUAACCAUCUGAGUCUGGGGAGAGUUAUUACUGCUCUUGUGGAAAGAAUACCUCAUAUUCCUUAUCGAGAAUCUAAACUAACUAGAAUCCUGCAAAAUUCUCUUGGGGGAUGCACAAGAACAUCUAUAAUUGCAACCGUUUUCCCUGCAUCUCUCAAUCUUGAGGAAACUCUGAGUACAUUGGAAUAUGCUCACAGAACAAAGAACAUAAUGAAUAAGCCUGAAGUUAAUCAGAAACUCACCAAAAAAGCUCUCAUUAAGUUGCUUAACACAGUUAAAGAAACCACCAGGGAUGUAUCUUGUCUACAUUGUAAACUGGACCGUAAAAGAGCAAUCGAUGAGCACAAUUCAGAAGCUCAGAAGAGUUUUGGCAAAAACCUCAACCGUCUGUUUAAUAACAUGGAAGAAUUGAUCAAGAAUGGCAGUGCAAAACAAAAGGCCAUGUUAGACGGUCAUAAGACUCUGUUUGGUAACCUGAUAUCUUCUAGUGUCUCUGCAUUAGACACCAUUACCACGACAGCACUUGAGUCUCUUGCGUCUAUUCCAAAAAAUGUUCAGAUUUCUGAUAGGAUAUUGGAAGAGCAACCGUUAGCAGCACAAAGUAAAACUGUGCUACAAGGAUUGAUUGAUGAACUUGUGACCAACCUCUCCACUUCCCUGAAGACCAUUGUAGCUCCUGGCGUGGUCUCCAUCUUGAACAUAAAUAGGCAACUACACCAUAUUUUUAGGACUUCAUCGACAGUGACUGAAAUGGUAGAAGAUCAAAAAAGAGAAAUAGACAGUUUUCUCAGUGUAUUGUGUAAUAAUUUACAUGAACUCCAAGAUAACACAGUUUCUGCCUUGGUUGAGUCACAAAAGCUUUGUGGAAACCUAUCUAAAGGCCUGAAGACAAUGAAGGAAACCGAUUCUCAGGAACUUUGCCAGUUAAGCAAUAGUUGGGCAAAGAGAUUCUGUGCUUUGGAGAAGUAUGAAAACAUCCAGAAACCAAGGAUCAGUAUUCAAGAAAAUACAGAGUGGAAGUCUACUGAUAUAAUCAACAAAACAACAGUUCACAGUAAGAACAUUAUUGCUAAAUCUGAUGGAUCAUUACAAGAAGUCAGACACUUUAACCAAGAAGGCACGUUGGUUGAAGAGUCUGUAGGACACUGCAGUUCACUCAGCAGCAACCUGGAGACUGUAUCUCAAGAGAUCACACAGAGGUGUGGGAUCCUGAACACAAGCACAGUUCAUUUUUUUGUUCAGUGGGCAUCCUUCUUGAGCAAGAGGAAGGAAGAACUUGAGAACUUAAUGGAGUUUGUAAAUGGAUGCUGUGAAGCUUCAAGUUCAGAGAUCACUGAAAAAAUAAGAGGACACACAGCAGCUAUUGAGAACCAGCACAACUCCUUUAUUGCUCAGAUAACUUCUGAUGAAGAAAAAUUUAAAGCAGGAAGCCUGGAGCUUAGUGAAACUAUAAAAACUGGUUUAGCAAAGCUUAAUUGCUUUCUGCAACAGGAUCUGAAACUAGAUAUACCAACAGACUAG